Spinacia oleracea (spinach) is the source of this 1707-nucleotide messenger RNA. Its product is annotated as probable sugar phosphate/phosphate translocator At3g17430. The record is from RefSeq and is a predicted model, not a curated record. The transcript is spliced from 10 exons. NCBI's taxonomy places the organism in Eukaryota, Viridiplantae, Streptophyta, Magnoliopsida, Caryophyllales, Amaranthaceae. Bases 266 to 1408 code for a protein of 380 amino acids.
AUUUUUUGUUUUUGUUAAAAGAAAGAAAUGUCGAUGUCAUAAUAUUUUUCUCUCUCCUCAAACUCCAAAUCUGUGCUCUGCAUCUCCUUCCUCAGUCCCUCCUCUCAAAACCCUCCAAGAAAAUCAGCAUCUCGUAGUUGUAGUUGCAUCUCUAGUUGGAGGCGCCUGUGCCAACCACUUCUUCUUCUCAGCUGCUGCUAUUCUCGGGCGGGCGCCCCUCCUGCACUGCCUCAGGGACGGGCGUGGUUGGUAGUUGUAGGCGAAAAUGAUCAACACGUCACUUGCACUGACCUAUCUCUACUUAUUGAUGUACAUUUUACUUUCAUCUGGAGUUAUACUUUACAAUAAGUGGGUUCUUUCUCCAAAGUACUUCAAUUUUCCAUUUCCAAUAACACUCACAAUGGUUCAUAUGGGGUUCUCUGGAGUGGUGGCAUUCUUUCUUGUUCGUGUUUUUAAGGUUGUAGCUCCUGUCAAAAUGACAUUUGAAAUUUACGCGACAUGUGUAAUUCCCAUAAGUGCCUUCUUUGCCUCAAGUCUUUGGUUUGGAAACACUGCUUAUUUGCAUAUUUCAGUGGCCUUCAUCCAAAUGCUUAAGGCUCUGAUGCCCGUUGCAACUUUUGUCAUGGCCGUUGCGUGUGGCACUGACAAACUAAGGUGUGACGUGUUCUUGAACAUGCUCCUGGUCAGUGUCGGAGUCGUCGUUUCCUCAUAUGGGGAAAUCCAUUUUAAUAUCAUCGGCACACUAUACCAGGUCACUGGAAUAUUCGCUGAAGCACUUAGGCUGGUCCUAACUCAAGUUCUCUUACAGAAGAAGGGUUUGACUCUAAAUCCUAUCACCAGCUUGUAUUACAUAGCUCCGUGCAGUUUUAUGUUUCUGUUUAUUCCAUGGUAUAUGCUGGAGCAACCUCAAAUGGAUAUUUCCCGCAUUCAAUUCAAUUUCUGGAUUUUCUUCUCCAAUGCAAUUUGCGCUCUGGCCUUGAACUUCUCAAUUUUCUUGGUAAUCGGUAGAACUGGGGCAGUUACUAUCCGUGUUGCUGGUGUUCUAAAAGACUGGAUUCUGAUUGCUCUUUCGACAGUGAUCUUUCCGGAAUCAGCUAUCACAGGGCUCAACAUAAUUGGCUAUGCAAUUGCACUUGUUGGUGUUGUUAUGUACAACUAUUUGAAGAUAAAGGAUAUCCGUGCAUCUCAACCAGCUUCACCUGAAAGAAUUACAGAGAGAGUUGCAAAGGAUUGGAAGUUUGAAAAGAAGUCAUCUGAUAUAUAUGUACCCAAUGAUGAUAGUAAAACUGGUGGAGGCGGUGGAGGGAGUAAUUCAGCUUCUGAGAUGAUUGUUGACGAAGAAGCUCCUUUAAUUACAUCUUCCAGGCUAUCUCAUAUAGGGCGAACACAUAACCCACAUCCUGUAUGAUUGGUUUUUGAAAGGUGUUCUUUAGGGCUCACACAGGUAACCCAUUCUGCAGAGAAGAUUAGGACCAAAAAAAAUAGCGGCAUACUUUAUAUUUUCUAGGCGUUGAGAUGCAUCUUUUUGCUGUAAUUUUUUAGGACACGGAAGAUCUAGGGAAAUUCAUUUGUAAACACUCAGAAAUUUAACCCUUUUUAGGGUUUUAUCAUGUAUUUGAAAUUAGAACAUUCAAUACUCAAUGUGAGAUUAAUUCUGUUAAUCACAUCUAAGCAUUGUAACAAGCUUCUGCUUUCCCGAUUGUGCAU